GAUUGGAUGGUGAUUUUCUUGUGGUCCAUUUAUGCAAGUAAUAUGUGUACAGAUUACAAAGAUAAACUAGAAUUUAAAACCUCUGCACUUCACUGCUCCUAUAUAAACCUUUCCUUUGUGCCUUAAAUUUUAUAUUAUCAUUGCAUUUCUUUAGUGUCUAAUUGAGAGUCUUUUCUUUUCUCUCUCAUUUGUCUGAGUGUUUUACACACUCCUUCUCUCUCUCUCUAGAAUUUCAUUUCAAACCUAGAUUUUCUCUUUGUUUUGCCUUUAAAUACCGUUCAAACGGUGUCUUUAGUUCUUAGUUUUGUGUCGUGGUGGUGGUUUUUUGUCAGACGUGGAGAAAUUUUUGUGGGUCCAAAAGUGAGUGUUAUUCUGAUCUGAGGUCUCGAUUCAGGUGAAAGUUCUUCUCCUUUUUUACAUGGAGAAUAGCGCCACAUCGGUACGAACUGAAGCGAUAUCGAUAGGUCUUAAUCUUCCAAUGCCGGUGAAAGAGAAAGGAGACUGUCAGCAUUUUUCGAUGCGUCAAUAUGUUGCUGAUCAGAUGAGAAAGAAGGACAUGCAAAUUUGUUCACCUUUUGGAUCAAGCAGUAUUGUUAGGGCAUUUGUCAAUCCAGCUACCAAGGAAUGUUCAGCUCGAGAAAUAGAACUAAUGGACCCAGUUGCUAACCUGUUGAAGAGCAGUACAAAGAUUGCAGUUACCGAGCCAAUUCCCUCAAAUGAUGGAAAUGACAAAGUAGUUCCUCAUGACGAUAUAGAUAGUGAAAUUGAUCCAGAGAAAGAAAAAAACUCUCAAAAUGGACAGAGAACUGCUUCAAACACUUCAGAUCAAAUAGAAGUUCUUAGUGGUAGCAAAGAAAAGGUUCUUAAUAUGAGAAGUGUCAUGUUACGUGGAUCACCUUCUUUUGGAUCGAGAAAGGGAACUGACAAAUCUAAGGGGAAUGAUGCAAAUUUGGCUGAAAAUAAUCUGUGCGAUUUGCAUGAGGAUAUUGCAAGUGAUCUACCGCCCAAAAAAACUAAAAAAACGCGGUUGCUAACUGACUUGUUGCGUGGAAACGUCAAUUUGGAGAUGAGUCAUGCCAAUGCAGAACUAUUUUCAGCGAAUACCAUGCCUAUGUUGCGUUCUGAGACAGAUACAGUUGCUACACCUACGGAUAAGGUGUCUAUUCUUGAAAAUGUAGGCAAAGGUAUAAAGAUUUCUCGGAAGAAGAGGAAUAUGUCUCAAGAAGACGGCUCCAAGUCAGGGAUGAACCUAGAUGGUAAGAUGGCUAAAAGAUUGAAGGCGUUAAAUCAAAAUCAAAAAGCUAAGAGGAGUCCCAUGGAAAUUAAAGUUACUGAUUCACGUCCAGGAGAGAAUGGAUCUGAUAGAGAAUGUCUGCAGAGUGGUAGCAAAAGUGUGAAGAAUAAGCAUAUAAGUGAUGAGGACUCUGGAGUAAGUAGAAAGAAACAUAAGCAAGCUCAAGUUGUCGGUGGAUAUUCUCUUCAAAUGCCCUUGGAAAAGAAAAAUAGUACUGGUAUUGGAACUAGUGGAUACGGUGCAAAUAUUCUUUUUCAAUCGUCACAUGCUUCCCCAAGUACUGGGAAAGUUGAACUUCGUUUGAGGAAUAACAACGAAUCAUUGCGGGGAAAAGAAAGGGAUUUUGGUUUGAGCUUGAACAGUAACAAGUUGCUCGAAGUUAGACAUGCCUCUUCUCGUAUGAAUGUGGUACCAGAUAAGAAUUUGAGAAGAGACAGUGUAUCAAAAGGGAAAGAUGUUGUACAAAUGCCGAUUGGUAUGGGAAUGGUGACUCCUCAGCCAGAAAAGGAGUUAUCUAUUAAAGAGAAGUUAGACUGGUCUUUAAGCAGCUUCAAGGGUGCUCAGAAACAUGUUGGCAUAGGAACGGUGACUCCUCAGCCAGCAAAGGAGUUAUCUAUUAAAGAAAAGUUAGACGGGUCUUUAAGCAGCAUCAGGGGUGCUCAGAAACAUGUUGAAAAUUACACAACCCAAAGCAAAAACACAAUAAAUUGGCCAUUGGUUCUACAGAAGGGCAAUAAGAGUUGUGAUCUUCUCAGGUCAAAUAUGUCUGAAUCGGGUCAGUCAUCAGGGAAAAAAGUGAACUCUCUUGUACCAAAUGUGUUUGAACCAGGUCAUUCUUUGAGAAAAUCUCUUUUCAGACGGCCACAUGUGUCUGAAACAGGUGGAUCUUUGAGGAAAGGAGUGAACCCUCUUGUAACACAGACAAAUGUGCCUGAAGCACGUCAAACUUUGAGGAAAGGAAUGAUUUUCGACCUCAACCAGGGAAUUGCUCAAACACCACCGAAUUGCUCUUCAGAUCUGCUUCAACGAGGAAAUUUUCAAAUUCAAAAUCCAAUGGAGAUGCAGUUCAAACUAUUCGGCGCUUCAACACAAAUUCAGCAGAGACUAUCAAACGGAUUGCAAGUUUCUGCUCUUGUCCCCACCAGAUGGGGGUUGCAGCAUGGCGAAGGACCAAAACCUGUAUGGUUUCCUGCUGGACAGAACAUAUCCUUUGGACAACCUUCUGGCUCAGUUCAGAAGGGUCGGACCAUUAGUGAUAUAAAGACUUUAGAAUCAAAAAGUUCAAACAAGACAGGAAACCCAGGUGUGGGGGCUUCAAACUUCAAACAGAGACCUUUCUCUCCCUACAUCAACCACCCACCUAUUCCUUACUUCAAUGAUCAAGUAUCUCUUCAAACCCAACUACAAGAGGAAAAAAGGAAACCUCAUGCAACUGCACGACUUGGUGGAACAAAAUUGCAACAGUCAAGUGGCCUCCUGCUCACCACUAGAGUUCCUGAGUCAAGAGGAAUUUUCGGUGCAUCAAGUUCUAAAUUUGUUCCGUUGCAGGAUGAUAAUACUUACAAAUCAUUGAACGCAGAUGGCUGUAGUACCCGUGUAGCUGUACUACCUGUUAGAAGAAUUUUUGAAAAGGACCCUUCUUGCCUUUUCAAUCAAAAUCCUGCUGACAUUGCCCAUGCUGAUGAUGACACGUAUAUGAGAACUGUUGCGGAUCAAAGAGUUCAUGACAAGAGUGCGUUGAAAGAGAAAACUAGUCCUUUACAUUUAAAUGGGCGGAAGAGGCAAAGGAGAAAAGAAAGACCAGGAAGAAUGCCGCUAGGAUGCUGUGCAUCCUAA
Molecule: messenger RNA, 3130 nt
Organism: Lycium ferocissimum
Lineage: Eukaryota; Viridiplantae; Streptophyta; Magnoliopsida; Solanales; Solanaceae
Exons: 6
Coding region: 419-3130 (903 amino acids)
Biological process (GO): negative regulation of flower development; negative regulation of DNA-templated transcription; shoot system development
Source: RefSeq, a predicted model, not a curated record